Messenger RNA from Aureobasidium pullulans EXF-150, 3225 nucleotides. Its product is annotated as antiviral helicase. Gene Ontology annotation, molecular function: ATP binding; RNA helicase activity; RNA binding. NCBI's taxonomy places the organism in Eukaryota, Fungi, Ascomycota, Dothideomycetes, Dothideales, Saccotheciaceae. The record is from RefSeq and is a predicted model, not a curated record. Gene Ontology annotation, biological process: RNA catabolic process; maturation of 5.8S rRNA. The transcript is spliced from 3 exons. The coding region runs from base 1 to 3225 and encodes 1074 amino acids. Gene Ontology annotation, cellular component: nucleus.
AUGGACGAUCUAUUCGACGUCUUCGACGAUGCUCCGCCCAACAAAAACCUAGAUGUCGCCAAAGAGAAGCCGAGCAAGAAGCGUUCUGCGAACGGCCAUGUCAAGACCCCCGAACCCGCCGCCGCGACCCAGGAUACCACCAUUGCCGAUGCGAACGACGAGGACCAAGGUGUUCCAGUGCCUGCUGAACCUCAGAGCCCCGCUCCUGCUUCCGAAACCAAGCGCCUGAAGCGCGACGAGCCCGCCCCCGUCGUGACCGACUCCUUCGAAACCGAACAAUCCAGAGAAGUCGCUGCCGCCGCCGGUCUCCAGGCAUCCAAGGACGAGGCAAACGUCGUCCUCUCGCAUCAAGUCCGCCAUCAAGUCGCCCUUCCUCCGGACUACGAUUACAUCCCCAUCUCGCAGCACAAGCCUCCGCCGAACGGUCCUGCCAAAACAUACCCUUUCACCCUCGAUCCCUUCCAACAGGUCUCGAUCGCCAGUAUUGAGAGAAAUGAGAGUGUUCUGGUUUCAGCUCACACCAGUGCCGGAAAAACUGUCGUCGCCGAGUACGCUGUCGCACAAUGUCUGCGCGAGAACCAAAGGGUCAUCUACACCAGUCCCAUCAAGGCCUUGAGUAACCAAAAGUUCAGAGAGUUCCAGGCCGAGUUUGGAGACGUUGGUCUCAUGACUGGAGAUGUUACCAUUAACCCCACAGCUACCUGUCUCGUCAUGACCACCGAGAUUCUGCGCUCCAUGUUGUACAGAGGUUCCGAAAUCAUGCGAGAAGUCGCCUGGGUCAUCUUCGACGAGGUCCACUACUUGCGCGAUAAAUCUCGUGGUGUCGUCUGGGAAGAGACCAUCAUCCUCCUGCCCGACAAGGUCCACUAUGUCUUCCUGUCCGCUACCAUCCCCAACUCGAUGCAGUUCGCCGAAUGGAUCACCAAGACUCACAACCAGCCCUGUCACGUUGUCUACACCGAUUUCCGACCCACUCCUCUUCAACACUACCUCUUCCCUGCCGGUGCAGAAGGCAUCCACCUUGUCGUUGACGAGAAGGGCACUUUCCGUGAGGAGAACUUCCAGAAGGCCAUGGCAACCAUCGCCGACAGGGCUGGAGACGAUGGUUCUGACCCCAUGGCGAAACGCAGAGGCAAGGGCAAGGACAAGAAGGUCAACAAGGGAGGCAGAAAGGAAGGUCCCUCGGACAUUUACAAGAUUGUCAAGAUGAUCAUGAUGAAGAACUACAAUCCCGUCAUCGUUUUCAGUUUCAGCAAACGCGACUGCGAGAACUACGCUCUUCAAAUGAGUCAGCUGGCCUUCAACGACGACAACGAAAAGGCAAUGGUCAAGAAGGUCUUCGAGAGCGCUAUCGAGAUGCUUUCUCCCGAAGACCGCGAGUUGCCUCAAAUCCAGCACUUGUUGCCCCUUCUGCGCAGAGGUAUCGGUAUCCAUCAUUCUGGUCUUCUCCCCAUUCUGAAGGAGACCAUCGAGAUUCUCUUCCAGGAGGGUUUGAUCAAGGUUCUGUUCGCCACUGAGACUUUCUCUAUUGGUUUGAACAUGCCCGCCAAGACCGUCGUCUUCACUAGUGUACGAAAAUUCGAUGGUGUUGCUGAGCGCUGGGUCACACCAUCCGAGUUCAUCCAGAUGUCUGGACGUGCUGGAAGAAGAGGUCUCGAUGAACGUGGUAUCGUUAUCAUGAUGAUAGAUGAGAAGAUGGAACCUGCAGUCGCGAAGGAAGUCGUUCGUGGCGAGCAGGACAAGCUCAACUCGGCCUUCUACCUGGGCUACAACAUGAUUCUCAACCUCAUGCGUGUUGAGGGCAUCUCGCCCGAGUUCAUGCUCGAGAGAUGUUUCUACCAGUUCCAGAACACUGCUAGCGUUGCCGGACUCGAGAAGCAAUUGCUCGAAUUGGAACAGGAAAGAAACCACAUGAACAUCGAAGACGAGCCGACCAUCAAGGACUACUACGAUCUGCGCACACAACUCAACAACUACGCAAAGGAUAUGCGCGAUGUGGUCAACCACCCUCAGCAUUGCCUUCAGUUCCUCCAAUCUGGUAGACUGGUUAGAAUCAAGCACAAGGAUCACGACUUUGGCUGGGGCGCUGUUGUUAAUUUCGCCAAGUGCCGUCCUCUCAAAGGUCAGCCGGUACAAGACCCUCCUACCGCAAGCUCAUAUGUGGUGGACGUUUUGCUGCAGGUAGCAAGCGACGUUAACGUACCCGCCAACAAGAACAACGACGAGCUUCCUCCUGGUGUUCGUCCUCCAAUGGCUGGGGAAAAGGGCAAGAUGGAGGUUGUACCAGUCCUGCUCUCGACUGUUGAUGCAAUCGGCCAUCUCAGAAUUUUCUUGCCCACUGACUUGCGGUCAGCCGACCAGAGAAACAAUGUCCGCAAGGGGUUGGAAGAGGUCAAGAGAAGAUUCCCUGACGGCAUUGCCAUUCUUGACCCUGUUGAGAACAUGGGUAUCACAGAUGAGGCUUUCAAGAAGCUACUCCGCAAAAUCGAGAUCCUCGAGUCAAGACUGCUCUCGAAUCCCCUCCACAACUCACCUAGACUUGCAGACCUCCACACUCAGUACGAGCACAAGGUUCAACUUGGCAACAAGAUCAAGGAUGUCAGAAAGCAGAUAAGCGAUGCUAUGUCAGUGUUGCAAAUGGAGGAGCUCAAGCACAGAAGAAGAGUGCUUCGCAGAUUGGGCUUCAUCAGCGAAUCCGAUGUCGUGCAGCUGAAGGCCCGUGUGGCUUGCGAGAUUAGCACAGGUGACGAGUUGGUGCUCAGUGAGCUUCUUUUCAACCGCUUCUUCAACGAACUCACGCCCGAACAAUGUGCGGCUGCUCUCAGUUGUUUCAUCUUCGAGGAGAAGAGCAAUGAGACACCGACCUUGAAGGAGGAACUUGCCAAGCCUUAUCGUGAGAUCCAGGCGCAGGCACGCACUAUCGCAAAGAUCUCGCAGGAGAGCAAGUUGGCUGUCAAUGAAGACGAGUAUGUUGAUGGGUUCAAGUAUCAGCUCAUGGAGGUCGUUUACAAGUGGUGCAAUGGAGCAACCUUUGCCGAGAUCUGCAAAAUGACCGACGUAUACGAAGGCAGUCUGAUCCGUCUUUUCAGACGUCUUGAAGAGCUUAUGCGACAAAUGGCACAAGCGUCGAAGGUCAUGGGCAGUGAGGAGCUUGAACAGAAGUUCGAGACUGCACUCACCAAGGUGAGACGCGACAUUGUUGCAGCACAAUCGUUGUAUCUGUAA